GAAAUAUUGAUGUAAAUUCAAAAACGUGAAAACUCUGAAUACAUACAACUGCUGGGACGUAAAUGAACUCGUUUCAGAAACUCAUUAAGGACACAUUGGAUAACUAAAUUUAAUAAGCUUUAAAUACGUUAUAAGCAUAUUUUAUAGACGCUGAAAUGAGAUGUGAUAAUUUGGAUUGAAAGAAUUGGAUAGAUUUUAUCAAUGGAUAUAUUCCAAGCUAUCAAUUCCAAAAAAAUCAAAAAAAUUAAAACUAUCCUUCGCAAAAAACCUGAGCUUGUAAAUAAGAGGCGUGAUGGAGAGCUCCCGUUACAUGUGGCGUCUGAGAAAGGAUGGACAGAUAUUGCAGAACUUCUCCUCAAGUCCCACGCAGAUGUUGACGCGGAGGACACUAACGGUUGGACACCAUUACAUACAGCAUGUCACUACAAUCAUUACGACACCAUGUUACUGCUUCUGGAUCACGGCGCUGACCCCACGCACAGAUGCAAUUUAGGGGACACAGUCCUCCACGCUGCUGCGCGAAAUGGAAAUGUGGAGAUUUUACAACGAUUAGUGAAUUAUAACAUAGAUCUGAACGCCACUAAUUUUGACGGUUGGACUGCUCUCCAUCGUGCUGCUUAUUCGAAUAAAGAGGAUGCCGUUAUGUUUUUAAUUAUUGAAGGCGUCGAUGUGGAUAUUUUAAGCCUGAGUGGUAAAUCGGCAUUUGAUUUAGCCUUGAGCUUACGUCAUGAUAACUUAGCAGAAAUUAUAAAUAGUUACGGACACCGACAAAAAUUAAGUUUAGAAAGACAAAGGAAGUUGGAGGAAGAAACUGAAGUGACGUUACGGUUGAGUGAAGCAACGUUUUCUGAUCACAACACUAACCAAAGUAAUGGCAAUUUUAAGAAAUUUAUUGCAACUCACAAAACAAAACUCGCAUCCUUAUUUCAGAAACCUAUUUCGACGCCCAACAAAGACGUCAUGACAUCCGACACUACGACGUCCAACAGCGACGUCAUGACAACCGACACUACGGCAGAAACAAGCCAUAGCAGCGUCGCUGAACAGUUAGUUCAAUGCAAAACUCUCCUGAACAGAAAAAAGGAAAAUCUUCUAGAAUAUAAAAAUACUCUUAAAACAAAACUUUUCAAAAACAGAAGUGAUACAGAAACAGAGAAUGAGACUGAGAUUAGAAACGAGGCUGCUUCUUCUGAUGCGAAUACUGAAGAUGAGAAAGCUGACGAAAAUGAAAACAAAGAGUUGGACGAUAUGGAAGAAGAUGAAAAUGAAUGCCCGGUGUGUUUUGAAGUACCAUUACCUCCCAUCCAGAUAUACCAAUGUACGAAUGGACAUCUGUAUUGUGGGAGAUGUAAACAAAUGCCGAACAUGCAGAAAUGUCCUUUUUGUGGAGUUUGCAUCUCAGGAUUGAAUAACAGGAACAGAUUCGCUGAAGAAACAAUUAAAAAAUUGUAUAGUAAAAAAGACAGUUGAUUAAAGGUUUGUGUGACCAAGGUUAAUAGAUAAUAUCUUUUUC
Hydractinia symbiolongicarpus is the source of this 1513-nucleotide messenger RNA. RefSeq names its product putative ankyrin repeat protein RF_0381. Gene Ontology annotation, molecular function: protein binding. The transcript has a single exon. Lineage: Eukaryota; Metazoa; Cnidaria; Hydrozoa; Anthoathecata; Hydractiniidae. The record is from RefSeq and is a predicted model, not a curated record. The coding region runs from base 202 to 1470 and encodes 422 amino acids.